ACAGAAAGCUUUAAACGAAAAUGGCAGGAGACUUCGUCAAGUAAUAAAACAAACCCGAAAAUUAAAAAACAAAACAAGAAAUCGAAGUUUCUUUCUCUCUCAUCUUUGUUUGUUCAGCGUCGUGUCGUCCUCAUUGUCCGUCCUCCGUUUUCUUAGGGACCCUUGAGAGGAUUAUUCGGUGAUUUAUAUGCUUCUCUUUUCCUGAAUUCCACAUUUUCGUCAGAGGCAUUUGUUGGCGGGGCCCUUCGACUCUCGUAUCUUUAAUAUGAGCGCUUGAUUCUCCUGCCCUUUACUGUCUCAACGGAGCAAGCUCGCAAGCAAUAAUCAUGUGUGAAGUAAUGUCUGGACCUCUCGAGCGUUCCUUGAGACCUGGUCUCGAAAAACCCGAGAUGGAAAACUCAGAGGAUGAGAGGAAGACUAGGAUCGGGUCUUUGAAACAGAAAGCUAUUAAUGCCUCCACCAAGUUCAGGCAUUCUCUGACAAAGAGGGGUAGGAGAAGCAGUAGAGUUAUGUCUGUUUCCAUUGAGGAUGUGCAUGAUGCAGAGGAGAUGCAGGCAGUCGAUGCAUUCCGUCAAGCACUUAUCUUGGAUGAAUUAUUGCCCUCUAAACAUGAUGAUUACCAUAUGAUGCUUAGAUUCUUGAAGGCUAGGAAAUUUGACAUCGAGAAGACAAAGCAAAUGUGGGCUGACAUGAUCCAGUGGAGGAAGGAAUUCGGUGCUGACACAAUCAUGGAGGAUUUUGAAUUUGAAGAACUCAAUGAAGUCCUACAACACUAUCCCCAAGGACAUCACGGAGUAGAUAAGGAUGGACGUCCUGUUUACAUUGAGCGCCUGGGAAAAGUUGAUGCCACCAAGCUAUUGCAAGUCACUACCAUGGAUCGGUAUGUGAAUUAUCACGUACGAGAGUUUGAGAGGACUUUUGCUGUUAAGUUCCCAGCUUGUUCUCUUGCAGCAAAAAAGCACAUUGAUCAAAGCACAACCAUACUGGAUGUGCAAGGAGUGGGACUCAAAAAUUUCAACAAAUCUGCCAGGGAACUUAUUGUGCGUCUUCAGAAGAUUGAUGGUGACUAUUAUCCUGAGACCCUUUGUCGCAUGUUCAUCAUUAAUGCAGGUCCUGGAUUUAGACUUCUAUGGAACACUGUUAAGACUUUCCUUGAUCCCAAAACUACAGCUAAGAUCCAUGUUCUUGGGAAUAAGUUCCAGAGCAAAUUGCUUGAAGUAAUUGAUGCUAGUGAACUGCCAGAGUUUUUAGGCGGUACCUGUACUUGUGCUGAUCAGGGUGGCUGUAUGUGUUCUGAUAAGGGUCCAUGGAAUGACCCAGAUAUAUUGAAGAUGAUUCAAAAUGGUGAUGCCAAAUGUACACAAAAAACUGAGGCACCAAUUGCUGAUGAGAAGACAAUUUCUGAGGAUGAAAUAUUGUAUCCAAAGGAAUGUGAUUCUGUGAAGGGGAAGGAUGCUGAUGAUAUGCGAUAUCCCUCACCCAAACUUCAAAGGGAGUACAUUGAGCAUCCACAACUCUCUCCUGUUCAUGAAGAAGCUCAUAUUGGCAAAAAUAACCAUGGCGACUAUGGGUAUGAUCAGUUCAUCCCAAUGGUUGAUAAGGGUGUGGAUGCAACUUGGCAUAAAGCAGUAGAAAAUAAUAAGCUGGCACUCUCUAAAGGUUGCUACCCUAUGGAUGAUUCUUGUAAGGGUUCCGAUGGAAUUAGUGGUCAGAUCUUCACUGGGAUCAUGGCCGUGGUUAUGGGCGUUGUCACUAUGAUCCGAGUAUCACGCAACAUGCCAAAGAAGCUCACAGAUGCAAGUCUCUACUCCAGCUCUGCUUACUGUGUUGACACAAUGUAUAAAGGCCAGAUGCAUCACCAGCAGUUGCCUGGGCCUGCCAUCUCCCAGGCUGAAUACAUGACUGUCAUGAAGCGUAUGGCUGAAUUGGAAGAGAAGGUGACUGUUCUAAGCAUGCCUGCAGCAAUGCCAGCUGAGAAGGAGGAAAUGCUUAAUGCUGCUGUAAGCCGUGUUGAUGCCCUUGAGCAAGAGCUUAUGGCAACCAAAAAGGCUCUUGAGGAUUCCCUUGCACGGCAGGAAGAGCUUAUGGCCUACCUUGAAAAGAAGAAGAAGAAGAAGAAGUCGUUUUUUGGCCUGUGAAUACAGAAUCUAUUCUGCUGGUAAAAAGGGAGAGACAGCAGGCACUGUAUGAUGCUCAGAAGAGAGGCAAAGACGUGAAUUUUGUUAAAAAUGGUGAUGUUUGUGAUUCUCAAUUCUUCAAAACCAUUCAAGUGCUCUGUGACCUAUAUUUACAAUACUGAAAUUCAAUCAAAAGUUCUGAUAAAU
Telopea speciosissima is the source of this 2324-nucleotide messenger RNA. Its product is annotated as phosphatidylinositol/phosphatidylcholine transfer protein SFH12-like. Bases 327 to 2138 code for a protein of 603 amino acids. The transcript is spliced from 15 exons. NCBI's taxonomy places the organism in Eukaryota, Viridiplantae, Streptophyta, Magnoliopsida, Proteales, Proteaceae. The record is from RefSeq and is a predicted model, not a curated record.